This is a messenger RNA of Rhineura floridana, 2585 nucleotides long. It is a transcript of the gene NR1D1, whose product is annotated as nuclear receptor subfamily 1 group D member 1. The record is from RefSeq and is a predicted model, not a curated record. Gene Ontology annotation, biological process: cell differentiation; hormone-mediated signaling pathway; positive regulation of transcription by RNA polymerase II. Bases 456 to 2327 code for a protein of 623 amino acids. The transcript is spliced from 8 exons. Lineage: Eukaryota; Metazoa; Chordata; Lepidosauria; Squamata; Rhineuridae. Gene Ontology annotation, molecular function: RNA polymerase II cis-regulatory region sequence-specific DNA binding; zinc ion binding; nuclear receptor activity.
GCGCAAUGUGCCUGCUGUGGCUGCUGCAGCAGCAGAAAGUGUGUCACUGGGGCACGAGGCUCUCCCUCGGAGUCACAUGGUGGAUACUCCAGUGCCGCGUGCUGGCGUCUGCGCAGCUGCAGGCACAGAGGGAGACGAGAGGGAGAGAGCCCUGGCACAGUAAAAUUUUGCAGGCAAGGAAGAGGUAGGAGUAUAGUGAAGCUCCCGGGCUGGUGCGAGAAACCUUACAUACUCAGCCAGCCUCGCGCGCUUUCCUCUUUGCAGUCUGGUUCUUAGUGCAAAUACAAUUUUUUAAAAGACAGAUUUCCACCACCAUUCAGUGCAAGCUGGCUUGUUUUAGCAGCUUUGCAGCAUAACUUGGGGAGGACGAGAAGAGGAGGAGGAGAAGGGGGCAGCCUCUGCUUCCCCUCCCUCCGUUCUCGCCAACCGAAUCUAAGCUCGCUUCUUUGCUCGAAAUGAAUGACAGCUGUCAGCUGAACAGGAUGGCAACUCUGGACACGAACAACAACGCCCCAGGUGGUGUGAUCAGCUACAUUGGCUCAAAUGGUUCUUCACCAAGCCGCACCAGUCCCGUCUCUCUCUAUGGCAGUGACAGUUCCAAUGGCAGUUGUCAAAUGUCCUCGCAACCCACCUUCCCCAGCUACUUUCCACCCUCGCCCACUGGGUCUCUGGUGCAGGACUCUGGACGCGUGUAUGGGAGUAGUUUGGCUGGGCUAUGUGGUGAUGCUUCCCCUUCCUCCUCUUCGUCCUCCUCCUCCUCUUCCUACAGCUCUGGAGGCUCCCCAGUGGGGCUGCAGGUGACCAUGGAUGAUGGGAGGCGCGUCUCCCCUACCAAAAGCACCAGCAGCAGCAUCACAAAGCUCAACGGAAUGGUCCUCCUGUGCAAAGUCUGUGGGGAUGUUGCAUCUGGGUUCCAUUAUGGUGUCCAUGCUUGUGAAGGAUGCAAGGGUUUCUUCCGGCGCAGCAUUCAGCAAAACAUCCAGUACAAAAAGUGCCUCAAGAAUGAGACCUGCAACAUCGUCCGCAUCAACCGGAAUCGCUGCCAGCAGUGCCGCUUCAAGAAGUGUCUGGGGGUUGGCAUGUCCCGAGAUGCUGUCCGUUUUGGUCGUAUCCCCAAGCGUGAAAAGCAACGGAUGCUGGCCGAGAUGCAGAGUGCCAUGAACAACAUGGCUAACAACCAACUAAGUGCACAAUGCCCACCUGAGAGCUUAUCGAUGGGACUGCAACAGCCCACCAACCCCCUGCUGCCCUGCCACCAACCCCAACUGGCAGCCCACUCCCCACCACCCCACGCAGCCUCGCCACCCCAGCCAUCUACUUGCUUCUCCCAGUUCUCUCAGCAAUUGACGCCCCCACGCUCCCCAAGCCCUGGCGAUGUCAUGGAAGAUGUCAUUUCGCAGGUGGCCAAGGCUCACAAGGAGAUUUUUGUUUAUGCUCAUGACAAACUGGCCACGGGGACCCCACCAUCCUUGGGGAGUGAGAACUCUCUCAGUUGGGAGAACAACUGGCUGAGUAAUGGCUACCACAGCAAUGGGCUCUGUCAUCAGAAUGACAACUGGAACUCUGGCUCUGCCCCCAACAAUACGUGUCACCAGAAUAACAUCAAAGGACAUCGGUUUUGCCCCUCUGGCUAUCCUGGGGAGAGAGAUCCUUCCAUUGGACAAGAGGAGAGAGAUCCUUCCAUUGGACAAGGCUGCCAACGACAAGGCAAGCCCAGAGAUAUACUCUUGGCAUGCCCUAUGAAUUGUCACCCCCAUGGUUGCAGCGGCCGCACAGGACAGGAGAUUUGGGAAGAUUUCUCACUGAGCUUCACACCUGCUGUUCGAGAGGUUGUGGAAUUCGCCAAGCAUAUCCCUGGUUUCCGAGAUCUCUCACAGCAUGACCAGGUCUCCCUACUCAAAGCAGGCACAUUUGAGGUGCUGAUGGUUCGGUUUGCCUCCCUCUUCAACGUUAAGGAGCAGACAGUGACGUUCAUGAGUCGUACCAAGUACAGCCUUGAGGAGCUUUGGGGGAUGGGGAUGGGCGACCUGCUAACAUCCAUGUUUGAGUUCAGCGAGAAGCUUGGUGCCUUGGAACUCUCUGAAGAAGAGCUUGGCCUCUUCACAGCUGUAGUGCUGAUCUCUGCAGAUCGUUCAGGGAUUGAAGACCCAGCAUCCGUGGAGCAGCUGCAGGAGACGUUGAUCCGGGCCCUGCGGGCUCUCAUCCUCAAGAACCACCCCCAGGAAACUUCCCGUUUCACAAAGCUGCUGCUGAAGCUUCCUGACUUGCGCACCCUCAAUAACAUGCACUCGGAGAAGCUGCUGUCCUUCCGUAUAGAUGCUCAGUAGAAGAUGGGGAGGGUGCUUGCCUGCCCUCUUGUCCUGCCCUCCCUGCAUCGUUGCACUAACCAGACUGCUCUCUGGGCCUGGACCCAGCUAACUAUUUAUACUGGUGUAGCAGCUGCUGCCCCCACCUGCUCAGAAGCAAGCAGCACAGCCAUUUUUUGUAAAUAUUUCUCUGUAUAUUGGAGUUGUGUGAGUAGAGUGGCACUCUUCCUUGCCGUGGCACUGGCCACACAGGAAUAAUAUAUUGAAAGCAGAACUGCC